Cryptotermes secundus is the source of this 2409-nucleotide messenger RNA. RefSeq names its product cell division cycle protein 20 homolog (gene fzy). Gene Ontology annotation, biological process: anaphase-promoting complex-dependent catabolic process; positive regulation of ubiquitin protein ligase activity; positive regulation of anaphase-promoting complex-dependent catabolic process. The annotation marks the transcript as partial. Gene Ontology annotation, molecular function: ubiquitin ligase activator activity; protein binding; anaphase-promoting complex binding. The record is from RefSeq and is a predicted model, not a curated record. Gene Ontology annotation, cellular component: anaphase-promoting complex. Lineage: Eukaryota; Metazoa; Arthropoda; Insecta; Blattodea; Kalotermitidae. The transcript is spliced from 10 exons.
CAAUACGAGCCUGAAUGUAUCCAAGACAAAGGCAUCUACAUCAUUCAGUGCAAGCACAUCAAAGACUCCAAGCAAAUGCAGUGUCACAGGGGAAUCUGUUAGAACAAAGAAAACGCCUGGAAAAACACCUAAGAAAUCACCAAGCUCCUGUUCCACCUCAGCAGCACUAUCAAAGACUCCAAAUGGUGGUGAUCGAUUCAUUCCUGAUAGAAGUUCAACAAAUUUUGAACUUGGGCAUUAUUUGGUAAACCAAGAACAGCCACCAGAUGAUGAAUUAAAAAGCCCUACACAGAAAGAAAUUGAGCGCAUCAUGUCAGAGAAUCUUCAUGGAGGAGAUAUUAAAAACAUGAGAAUUCUCUCCUAUAGGAACAAAGCACCAGGAGCACCUGAUGGAUUUUUGAAUCCUUUGAAAGUUGUGUACAGCCACUCCAAGGCACCAGCAUCAGUGAAGCGUAUUUCUCGGUAUAUUCCCCAAACCCCUGACAGAAUUCUUGAUGCACCUGACAUUAUGGAUGACUACUAUCUUAACUUAAUUGACUGGAGUCCUAACAAUAUUCUGGCAGUGGCUCUUGGUGCCAAUAUGUACCUUUGGAAUGCUGGCACUGGUAAAAUCCAACAGUUGCUUACUCUGGAAGGAAGUGAUUAUGUGUGUUCUGUGAGUUGGAUACAGGAAGGCAGCUCUCUGGCAGUGGGAACAAGUAUGGGAGUCGUACAGUUGUGGGACUGCAGCAGUCUGAGACAAAUACGUGCCAUGGGAGGUCACUCAGCACGUGUUAGUUCCCUUUCGUGGAACUCCUACAUUUUGAGCAGUGGUUCUCGUAGUGGUCAGAUCAUUCAUCAUGAUGUUCGGCAAAGAGAUCACUGUGUGGCUGAGUUGUCUUGUCAUACACAAGAGGUUUGUGGACUGAAAUGGUCCCCAGAUGGCAGAUACCUAGCUAGUGGUGGCAAUGACAAUAUGCUGUACAUUUGGUCUGCUGUUGCAGGACAAGCCUAUUCAGAACCCCAACCUUUACACGCCCUCAGUUCACAUCAAGCAGCUGUGAAGGCAUUGGCAUGGUGCCCAUGGCAGCCUAACAUUUUGGCAAGUGGUGGUGGCACAGCUGACAGGUGUAUUCGCUUUUGGAACUGCAAUACCGGUUCUUGUUUUAAUGUCAUUGACACCAAAUCCCAGGUGUGUGCACUUCAGUGGUCAACUACAUACAAGGAGUUCAUCUCAGGGCAUGGUUAUGCAAAUAAUCAACUAGUUAUCUGGAAAUACCCAUCAAUGACAAAGGUAACUGAGUUAACUGGACACACAGCGCGAGUCUUACAUCUUGCCAUGUCUCCUGAUGGAACCACAGUUUUAUCUGCUGGCGCAGACGAGACUUUGAGACUGUGGAAAUGCUUUGCUCCUGAUCCUGUCAAGAAGAAGAAAGAAACAACAGACUCUAAGGCUACAAUCAGCUUAUUUCAUGGAAUUCGAUAAUAAAAUUUGGAAACAAAAACUGUAAAAAAAGGAACUGAUAUUCAAUGAACAAUUGAAGUAAAACUUACUUUUUAAUAUUUAAUGCAGUUAUGCUUCUUGAAGGGUUUAUAUAACCAGUACUUCACACUUCACAAAAGAGAACCAAUUGUUCGUCGAAUGUCCAUACUUUUAUCUUACAGUUUUUGUUCCCAAAUUACACAGGAGAUUUGUGAUGUUUUUCUAAUAUUGACACUUAUUUUAAUGCACCAUACUUUCGGCAUCAAUUUUAAUAUUUCACAUCAAGUUUUAUUUUAUCUUACAAAUUUAUUAGUUGUUAGUGCCAGGAAGGUUAUACUAAAAGCAUGGAAGUUCAGAAAGUGCAAACCAUUGAACUAUUCUUUUGUUAAUAAAGAUAGGACUUUAACAGAGGGCAAUUAUCAGAGAAGAAGUUUGGUGUUCAUUCUGAGGUACAUUUUACACGCAUGUUUUGUGAGGUGGAUCUACUCACAAGUUCAGGUGAUAGUUGUCAGACAGAUUAUGCCUUUUAUUGUAAACUUAAUUCUCAUUUAAUAUUCUUUUGUUGCAUGUGGAAUGAUAUCAGAGCAGAUCCAUACAAUUUGAUGAUUAUUGAUGGAUCUGCUCCGAUAUCACACUCUCUGACAUAGUGGGUAUGGGUUACCCUUUGUAGAAUCAACCUGUGUCUUAAUGCCCAUAUUACUGUUUGUUAUCAAGUGCCCAUAUUUUGAGACACAUACUUUUUCUGAUUAAAUUUUCAUGUACACUGAUUUGUGCUUUGACUGCUGCUUCCAGAUUUGCAAUAGUGAAAAUAACUGUUCUGAAAAUCUUCCCAUGAAAUCAUUUAAGUGUAGCUGUAUGCUCUGUGACUACUGAUAAAUGAUAAAGUUAUCAGCUCUAUCAAUCAUAUGAAAAGGAAAUAUGAAAUAAAUAUACUUAUAGAAACACUG